UAUAUAUACCACCCGCGGAGGAAGCUCCUCAGUCGCGUGUCAGGACAGCCGAGCUUAAUUUUUUGUUAAGAUCCCGCGAGCCACGUGAUCAGUGAACUUUUCAACAGCUCUUUGGAUUAACGCGAUGGCCAGAGAAAUUACAAUGAUCCUUGCAUCCAUAACCCUGCUCUCAUGCGCCUACCUGGCCCUAUCGAGCCCUUACGGCUUCGGACAGGAUCAGGGGCGCGGUAACUACGGAGGUCAGCAAGGUGGCGGCGGCGGGUGGGGCUCCAUGGGGGGCUACGGGGGCAGUCAGAUGGGCGGCUACCGUGGCGGGAGGGGCGGUUUUUCCGGUGGUGGCGGCGGCAACUCCGGCUCUUUCGGGCAGGGCGGCUAUGGCGCCAACACCUUCGACGACGGAAACAGCUACGGCUACGACUGGAGGAUCCCCGGUGGACAGGCGCACUUCAAAGGAUACAGAACCGGCAGAAGUGGAGGUCAAUACGGUGGUGGUGACUCAGGAUACGGUGGCGGAAGAGGAGGUAGAAGUUACGGUGGCGGCAGCAACUUCAUGGGGCACAAUCAAAACUACAGAUCAAACUCUAAUUAUUGAAAAUAAAUACAUGAUUGAACAAUGAACUGUGUGGGUUGUCAAUGAGUCGAUCAGAUGCAUCAAUAUGGCUACGUCCGAUACCUACACCGUCCAGCUUUGCGUUAAUUUUCUCUGAUCAUUAUUUCAAAAAUAAUGUGUAAAAACCAAAUUUUUAUAUAUAACUUCAAGAAGGCACACCUUCCGCUCAAGUGCAAACCACCUUCGCAUACUUAAAAGCUCAUGAAAAUCUCAAUGAUGGUGGUUUUAAUAGUAGAUGCGCUACUCGUCAGAAAGGAGUGCAUUUUAAAGCGAUGAAAAUAAUAUUUGACUGUGAUUUCAAAUUAAUGGGUAGACUUAUAGAAAAAAGAAAGAAACAAUCCAGAGGGGGAGUGAAGUUACUCAAUUCAUACUCAGCAGUUUUACUCAGCGACUAUAGAUUUCCUAAGAACUUUUCAAACUAUUUAUUUGGCCAAAAGACCACCGUGAAAUAUAUUCUUAUCGUUUUAAUGUUUCAUAUUCAUAAAAAAUUUUAAAGAGAGAUAGAAAUUUUUAAAAUAACGAUAGAACUUUAAAACAUUUUAGUUGACUUCACUCCAACUUUAGACGGUUUUCAAAGUGACAUAAUACUCACUAUCCUUUUCUACAUUUAAAUUUUUGUAUUCGAAGUGUACAUAAUUACAAUCGCUGAUUGAUUCUUCUUCAAUUAUUUUUUUUACGAAACUAUUUAUUACGUCAUAGUUCUCGGUCUUAACGUUCAAAACUGACGAGUUGAUCUUGUGAAUGUAUGUUGAGACACGUGUAUAUUUUUCUUUUUUUGUAUGAAAAAUGAAAGAAAGACAUGGUUUUUGUAUUAAAAGUAUUUAUUACA
Messenger RNA from Bemisia tabaci, 1439 nucleotides. RefSeq lists its product as uncharacterized. The record is from RefSeq and is a predicted model, not a curated record. Lineage: Eukaryota; Metazoa; Arthropoda; Insecta; Hemiptera; Aleyrodidae.